Calliphora vicina (urban bluebottle blowfly) is the source of this 905-nucleotide messenger RNA. RefSeq names its product pre-mRNA-splicing factor ISY1 homolog. Gene Ontology annotation, cellular component: catalytic step 2 spliceosome; post-mRNA release spliceosomal complex; Prp19 complex. Gene Ontology annotation, biological process: generation of catalytic spliceosome for second transesterification step; mRNA 3'-splice site recognition. Lineage: Eukaryota; Metazoa; Arthropoda; Insecta; Diptera; Calliphoridae. The transcript is spliced from 4 exons. The record is from RefSeq and is a predicted model, not a curated record. The coding region runs from base 16 to 837 and encodes 273 amino acids.
AAAAAGAAAAAAAACAUGGCUCGCAAUGCUGAAAAGGCCAUGACCACAUUGGCUCGUUGGCGUGCUGCUAAAGAAAUUGAAUCUGGUGAAAAAGAUCGGCGACCGUAUUUGGCUUCGGAGUGUAGUGACCUUCCAAAAUGUGAAAAAUAUCGUUUAGAAAUUAUUCGUGAAAUUUCUAACAAAGUUGCUCAAAUACAAAAUGCUGGUCUUGGUGAAUUCCGUAUACGCGAUUUAAACGAUGAAAUAAAUAAACUACUUAGAGAAAAACGGCACUGGGAAAAUCAAAUAUCGGCAUUGGGAGGGCCACAUUAUCGGCGCUAUGGUCCCAAAAUGUUUGAUGCCGAAGGCCGUGAGGUUCCCGGUAAUCGUGGCUACAAGUACUUUGGUGCGGCUAAAGAUUUGCCAGGCGUUCGCGAAUUGUUCGAACAGGAACCACCACCGCCUCCACGUAAAACCAGAGCGGAACUCAUGAAAGAUAUAGAUGCUGAAUACUAUGGCUAUAGAGAUGAUGACGAUGGUAUUUUAAUUCCAAUUGAAGAUCGCAUUGAACAUUUGGCUAUUCAAACAGCGGUUCGUGAAUGGAAAGAAAAAAUGGCUCGUGAUGGUCAUGCUGAAAUGGAUGACGAUGACAAUGAUGAUGAUAUUUAUCCACUAUCAAUACCUGCUCGUGAAGCAGCAGAAGAUGCAAAGGACUCUCGAAGGGAAGAAAAUCCAAUGGAAUUACUUGCACCUAAGUUCACAGCUCAUGUUCCCGUUCCAACUCAAAAAGAUAUAGAAGAUGCUUUACUUAGAAAACGUAAACAGGAAUUGCUAGAAAAAUAUGUCGGUAGCUCGUGAAAGUAAUUAAAAGAAAAUAAAUGAUUUCCUUAAAUUUUUAAAGUAAAUUUUGCUACAUAUAACUAAAA